This is a messenger RNA of Exophiala viscosa, 571 nucleotides long. RefSeq lists its product as uncharacterized. The coding region runs from base 135 to 440 and encodes 101 amino acids. The record is from RefSeq and is a predicted model, not a curated record. Lineage: Eukaryota; Fungi; Ascomycota; Eurotiomycetes; Chaetothyriales; Herpotrichiellaceae. The transcript has a single exon.
CACACGUACUUACAGCUCUUCCAUAUUACUCCCAUCGCUGCUACUCCUCCUCAUACUUUCUCCUCCAUCCCUACCUUAACUUCGAUCAGCAAAACUCUGUAUACUCUGGAUAAUACAUUGCUAUUCGACAUACAAUGUCUUCCUCGCCUUCCAUACUGCAACUCCAGACGCAGGCUGCCACUGGUGCCAGGCCCGUCAACAUGACUACAAUGUCCAAGUCAAAUAAGAGCGAUGACAGUCUCGAUUUGAUAUCAAGAAGCGCUUCUGCCUCGCCAGAAUCCUCCCUCGACAUCGUCCGCUGUUCGCGAUGUCAACGAUCCCUGAGCAUCGACACCUCUUCACAUGCAGGCCCUAGUGGAGUGGUCAGAUUCGGCGUCAAUUCUUACUAUUGCACGAGAUGCGCCAACGCAGUCGGCUUCGGCAAGUCAUACCUGCGUUGAACCAGUUGUUACUUCGAACCAAAGUUUUACACUUUCCAUCAACAUUACACAAUACCCACGAAGCAUCCGGAUUUUCGGAAAUCACAUUGCACGAUCGGAUCUGAAGAUGAGGCGAUCUUAGUAACACGCCA